AUGUCCAUUCCUGAGCUCGACAUCAAAAAGUUUCAAAGUCUUCCCUCUGAGCAGCAGGAUAUCUAUCUGCUUACUUAUGUUUCUAACCUAACUAAACAUGUCUGCCACCUUUCACCGGAUGAAUGCACUGCCCAGCAGCACUACGUCAAGAAAGAAUUAUUUCAAAUACUGAACCUUACAUCUUCUCCUCAAUCGCGGGUCAUUUACAACAAUAUCGGGCGAUGUCUCGCACAUAUUUUGGGGACAGGAGAUAGAAAGCUACUAUUCGAAACAAUUAACGACCUUAAUUCAAUCGUUAUCAGCGGGAAAACUAAAGCAGAAGGAGAUCUUAAAAUUAAACAUGCAGCAGUUCACAACCUGGGUGAAGUAUUUGCCGCUGCUGGUGAUAGUGCCAUAGGAUUGCAUUCACUAGUAUGUUCAUCACUUUUAAAGACAUUCAAAAUAGCGCAACACAAUACCGGAUUGAAAGCUGCAAUAUUCAAAGCGUUAGGAAAAAUUGCGGGAAUAAUUGGAAAAAGUAUCGAUGAAACUGUAGCCAGAGAUGUUUGGAGGCAAGCCAGGACAAAUGCGUCUGGCGAUAAAGCAGUUUUGGUUCAAAUUGCUGCGUGUGACUGUCUGAGUCAGUAUAACAAAAAUACUACCUACUUUGAUAACUCUAACGACUUUGAUCACCUCAAAUCUACAAUGUUUAGGACAAUAGAUACGGCAAGCUCAAGGCUACGUCAGGCUGCUGCCGAUUGUUUAGCCCAAGCUUUAGUUAAGAAUCAUUCUGAAAAUCCACUUAACGAAAACGAGAUUCAAGUUACCAAGAGUUUAAAACGGAACAGCACAUGGAGACCUAAAAAAGGAACAGGAGACGAAGAUGAGACUCAGAAGCCAGAAAUUCAGGUCCCAAAAAAAACAAAACUAUCAUUCACACUACUAGAAAUUUUGAAACAACUAUCCACAUUCUAUGUCAAAAGUUCCACAAGCAGCAGGUCACGAGCAGGAAUUGCGAUUUGCUAUAUAAAAAUUUUCAAGACUUUGGGUGAGAGUAGUAUGGAAGCGAUGUACAUGAAGAUCGCUGAACAUCUUACUGUGGAUGUGUUGAGCCAUCCAAAUAUAACCAACAACAGAUUUCGUUUGCUAAGUACGAGGAAAUUUGUUCAAGUGAUUCUAGAAGAUGUGGUAGGAAAUAAGAUACUAGCUGAUGCUGGCCAAACUCAUGCUGCUAUGCAACUGAUCAAUGAUGUCCUAAAAAAAUACUCUGAACUAGCUAAACAACAAUUAGAGCCAGGGAAGCAGAUGCUCAUUUCGGUACUGAGCGCUCUAGCGUCUCUAAUUCAAAAUUUAGGACCAGCUUCGAAUGCAUUUUCGGAACCUUGUAAAGAAAGUUUAUUACAGGUCCUACAGCACCCAAGCUAUACAGUCCAACUAUAUGCUUCUUAUUGCUUGCGCACUCUUAUGCUAGCUUGUCCACAGCAAUUGAUUCCUUGUCUUACAAUCUGCAUGAAAAAUAUCACUAGUGAGCUUGACCUCAUAAGUACAGGAAGAAGCUCAUGCCUUAGAUGCAUUGGUCAUGCAAAUGGGCUAUGUGCUAUGAUAAGUACUACGCCCAUGCAGCCCCUAUACGGCUCAGUAGAUAUAAAUAGCCAAAUUCUCACCCUGGCAACUAAUCUGCUCAAAUCAAGUAGCAAAUCAGAACUUAGGGCAUCCAGUACACAAAUCCAGGUUGCAUGGAUUUUGAUCGGCGGUUUAAUGUCAUUAGGGCCUAACUUCGUCAAAAUCCAUCUACCUCAGCUACUCCUACUGUGGAAGAAUGCUCUACCCAAGCCAUUGGCUAAGGACAACACAUCUCAUCGUAGCUAUCUCGAGUACUGCUUUCUGACACAUGUAAGGGAAUGUGCUCUUAGCUCAAUAUUGGCGCUUCUACAAUUUAACGCUAGGUUAUUAACUGUAGAUGUUUCAAAGCGUAUUGCCUCAAUGCUACAAAACACUACUUUGUUCCUCAAAAACCUUCCAUCAAAAAAAUUCAGUGAUGAUAUAACUCAGCGGCUAACACCUUCGCUGCAAUUAUUUGACUUAGACCUUAUGACCCAGCGUCGUGUAUUACAGUGUUAUACAAAAUUGGUCAACUUAAGCCCCGAAGGCAGAGAUACGUUAUUCCAAUCAAAUCUUCUUACAAUGGCAGUAUCAUUCUUUGCUGACCCAGAAGACUAUAGCCAGCGCUCACUAAGUACAUCUAUUGCCAGCUCGGCAGGGAAUUUCGAGACAAUAUGGGACCUCAGCGACAAUUACGGUUUUGGAGUUAAUGGAUUAAUUCAUGGAUUUAAAGUAAAGAAGCUUUAUGGUCAGCAUGAUAGCCACGAAGUAGAUGACUGGAUUCAGAGCAAUGGAAGUGAGGCAGGUAUCAUGAAUGACUUAAUUUCACCGAUAUGUAGUUCUCUAGAGCAUGAUUCUCUAUCACUUUACAUUGAAGACUUAAAAAACCCCGAUAAUAUUCCGGAUUCACCUGCUACUGAGGUAGUUAAUGUAGCCAUCCAACUUUUUGCUUUUGCAUUUCCUCUGGCACCCCCAAAAAUUCAAGAAAGCAUAUUAGAGCAGAUAAUAACUUUCAUAUCGACUGGGUCCUUACAACGUGAUCCUGGAAGGAAGGCAGCUAUGAAUAUCAACGUUGCGACGUCUCUAUACUAUACGUUAAAAGUAGCUGUGAAGGAAACAAAUUCUCCUUCGGGAGACAUAACAAGCACAGCCGUUGUGAAUCUUAUGCAGGGUCUACUACGCCAGUUUGUCAUACAUCCAGAUCAUUACGUUCGUCGACUUGGAUAUGAAAGUUUAGCUAGGAUGUGUAAGAUUUCGGGGAGCUCAUUUACAAACUCUGAGAUAAAGCAUCUCGUUGAUAUUAUCAUUGGAAACCGUGAGCCUAGUGCAAGAGCUGGUUGUGCAAAAGCUCUCAGUGCUGUUCAUUCACAAGUUGGAAACAUGGCAGUAGGAUUUCAUUUGAAGACUAUUGUUGGUAUAUUAAUGUCUCUUGGUAACGAUCCUCAUCCCACCGUACAUUUCUGGGCACUUGAUUCUCUAUCGAUGGUAGCGGAAUCUGCUGGCUAUAACUUUUCGGGAUAUGCUCUAAGCUGCUUAGGGAUGUUAGGGCAAUUAUAUGUAGUAGAUACGCACAACGAAGAAGUUUCCUCUGCUAUCAACUCAAACCUGGAAAUAGAGCUACCAACUCCAGCAGUUAUUGCUCGCUGUGUUGAUGCCCUUGUGAAUGUACUCGGGCCAGAUUUACAGGAUAUCGUAAAGCCACGAGAGUUGGUCUUAACACUUGUCAGUCAACUUCAGGAUGAGGAAAGUCCUCUAGUUCUAAGUGGAAGCUUACGUUGUCUGGAGCAUUUAUCUCUCUACGCUCCAGGACAUAUGGUAUUUAUUGACUAUGUCAGACUCCUACAGAAAAAGCUUAACUCAGGUAAUCCACAGCUAAGGGAGAUUGCAAUAGAUGGUCUUUACAACUUAAUGAAGCGAAACUCAGAAGAGGUUGUGAAGGCUGCGGAAUCUGGAUUUGAAGAUCAGCUUUGGCUUGCACUGGAUUCUACCCCCAACCAUGAAGGUCUAAAGAAUGUCAUUCGAAAUUGGCUAGAACAGUCAUGUCUUACGGAAACAUCUCUAUGGCUUCAGAGGUGUCAAACGGUCUUAACUAUGACCCGACCGAAAUGUACGGACGCUAUGAAGUCUUCCACAAAGACUACCAAUACAACUCUAGAUUUGCAGGAUGAAGAAGUUGCAGGAUUUGCUGCAGCUUCAGGCCUUAGCAAAGAUGAUGCGGCAGGAUCUGUUUCUGGACAAGAGCUUUUAAGGUGGCAAGUCCGAAGCUUUGUCAUGAGCUGUUUACAUGAGAUAUUUGUGAUCGUUAGUAGAGCUACAUCUAAGAAUCUUGAUGGCGCAUCAUCUGCAACAGUAGCGCUUCAAAAGAAAGUCGCCGAAGUCAUUCGUAUGGCAUUUUCGGCAUCGACUUCAAAUGUACUCACCCUUCGAGUCUGGGGCUUGAAAGUUAUCGAUGAUACCCUCAAAAUGUUUGGAAAAACUCCUGAUCCAGAUUUUAUUGAAGCACCAUUGUUAGAACAGUACCAAGCACAAAUUAGUUCAGCUUUAACACCCGCAUUUGCAUCAGAUUCAUCUCCGGAGCUAGCAUCUGAAGCUAUAAAUGUCUGCGCCGUAUUUAUUGCGACUGGUAUUGUUACUGAUGUCGAUCGAAUGGGUCGUAUUUUUAAGACACUAGUCACAGCCCUUGAAAACUUUUCGACAGGGGCAGAAACUCAAUCUAUUGGAGACUUAAAAGAUCUAAGCUCGAAUGCCCAAGUCAUGGUUAAAUUGGCUGUAUUCUCGGCUUGGGCUAAACUACAGGUCGCAAGUAUAGAGCAGAAGUAUCUAGUUGGAAUUUUAAAGCCAUACGUUGGUACACUCACGCCAUUAUGGCUUGCUGCCCUCAGAGAAUUUGCGCGACUCCGUUUUGAGCCAGAUAUCUCAAUGACAUUGGGACCGCCUUCUCUUUCAGGCAGCUUGGAUAGUAUCUACUCAGCCCUCAAUCGUGAAACUUUACUCCGAUUUUACCAAGAAUCAUGGUUAAAACUUGUUGAUGCUAUUGCAAGUCUAAUCGAGCAAGAUAGUGAAUUUGUUUUCGAUGCCUUAGACGGAAAAGAAACUGACACACCAACAGUUAAUGGAUAUUCUAAAUCUAAUGAUAUUAACUAUCGAGAUGAACCCGUGGCCUUCUUUUUUGUGUUAUUUGGCAUUGCCUUUGAAGCAUUAGUCACUCGAAUUGGGACUGAUGCGUUAGCAACUAGAGGACAGACGCUAUAUAUCCUGGAGGCUCUUAGAAAAAUACUUCAUCCAAGCGUCUCCGGUCAUGCUAUAUACCGUGAGGCGGUGUUUUCCGAGACAAUGGACUCAUUAGAUCGGCUCGUGCUCACCGAAGGUUUAGACGUUCAAGGAGUGAUUGUGCAAAUUGCACGGAGACUCUGUAUUUCUCAUCCAUCAGCAACUAAGUCGGAAGAGAUAGAGGAUGGCGAUUUAUCAGAAGAUAUUGACCAGCUUUUUGAGCUAACGCGUAUAAUUGUGCUGGUUCUGACAGGAAUUUUACCAGAUCUCGUCGAGAGUAAACCAGCUGCACGUCAUCAGCUGAGUGAUGAAGCAGUAUCUCUAAUACGUGUAUCUUUAAGUUCUUUAGUUGAUGCUGCGGAAGUUUUUCCAUCAAUCAUAAAGACAGAUCUACAUGCUUGCAUUAUCCAUAUAUUUGCUACAAUACUUGGUACUGUAAGCUGCCAAGCAUUAGUAGUUCCCCAGUCACUUCCGAUCUUUAAAAGAUUCAUUCACAGUAUAUCUACAGCGAUAGAUAAGGGUUCCAAAAAUACAAAUACUAACAUUUUACAAAUACAAGGUUGCCUUAAACGACUUUUAUCAAUUUACUUUGAUGCGCACAAGCAAGAAACGGAGGCUUCUCUUCUUUGUGUUAAGAACAUACUUUUAGCCACCACCAUACUGCUCACUGGUGGUAAGAAUCAACUCACAGCAAGUGAGCCUCUAGUUUCUUGCUUCUUGGAUGAGUUACUAAAUUGUUUGAAUGAUCGCCUGACUGCCAAGGUUGCUAUAGGUUGCGUUCGCACACUCCUACUGCAAUCACCAAAAACACUAGCAGAUCAAAGUAUUUCUCGCUACUUGCUACCUCGUCUGAUUGCAUUUGGAUCGAACUCAAGACAUGAGGACCCAGAAGAUGCUAGAUCGCAAAUCAUGCAUACUCUGACAAAAUUUUCCUCUACAUUUUCGGGUGAAGCAAGAACGAUUGCAGUCAACCUCGUAUUAUCGGCACUUCUAAGUAGAGCAGUAAUAGAAGGACCAAAUAUAUAUUCAGAAACCAGUGCUAGGCUCUUUGAUCUUGCAGCAAUAGAUCAAGUAACUUUUCGAAGUCUAGUCGGUGAGAUGAAUGAAGGACAGAAGCAACUCAUAGAAAAUGUGAUAUCGGCGGGUAGGCAAGCACAAGUGGCCGAUAAGACUCUGGAUAAUGAUAUGGAUUUAAAAGGGCCAACAAUAGAGCUCAGGAUGGACUUUGGAAUGUGA
Blumeria graminis f. sp. triticale is the source of this 6087-nucleotide messenger RNA. Lineage: Eukaryota; Fungi; Ascomycota; Leotiomycetes; Helotiales; Erysiphaceae. The record is from the annotation of a GenBank genome assembly.